AUGCCGCUAUUAAGACAGAAGCUUGCCAGCGUCGUAAUACUCAACGAUCUCGAUAGCAUCAAGAAGUUCUAUACGCGGAAGGAGUUCCUCAACCGUUCCCGGUUCUGGGUAAUGCAGUCUAAUAGGUUUCAAGGUCUAGGAACCAUGAAUGGUGAUACCUGGAAGCUCAACCGACGAUUCUGCAUGCACACCCUCCGAGACUUCGGCAUGGGCAAGUCCUACGCAAUGAAGGACAUCGUGGAGGAGUUCCAGUGGGCCUGCAGUCAGAUCGCUAAGGCAGAAGGGGAACCCGUUGCCUUCUACGACUACAUCGUGGCCUGCGCCUACAACAAUAUAUUGGCCAUAGUCUUCGGACGCCGCUUUCCGUACGACCACCCGGCGCGCGCCGACAUCAACCGUCUUGUAAACCGUUGGCUGGCGGCCGUACAAUUCAGCCUCCGCAAUCAGUAUAACCCAGGCUUCGUCACGGCGAUUAGGAAAAGAGUUCGCGGCACAGAAGUCAACCUCGCAAGACGCAAAAUGGAAGACUUGGGUCUCUACGUUUACGACAGGAUAAUUGAACACAAGGCCACGGCGGAAAACGGUGUAAACCGGGACUUCGUCGACGCAUACCUGAGGAAAAUACAAGACAGCGAUGAUGUCUCCAAACCACAUUUCACAGGGCCCGGUAGCUGCGUCGCCGAGGUGCCUUGCUCGAACGCCGUCGAGUACGCCGGGCACACCUCGGGACGCCCGCGUCAUCAGCCGCAGACCCGAACGCUCGUCGCUUCCGUCGCCAGUGCGCAGGCUGGCGGUGCAACCUUCCGCUACCGAGUCCACCCAGACAAUCCCAGCUCACUCCGCUUCGUGUUCUUUCACGGCUCGGUGCAGCGAGAAAUUGAUGAAGUGAUCGGCCGAGACCGGCGACCAACGUGGGAGGACCGACUGCGCAUGCCCUUCACCAUGGCCAGCGUGUGGGAGAUGGACCGCUGGAAAACAAGCACGCCGCUAGGCGUACCAAGAGAAGCCUCUGAAGACGCCGUCGUGGAUGACUUCUUCAUUCCGAAAGGCACAGUGAUCAUGGCCAACUUCUGGGCCGCGCACUUCGACCCCAAGGUUUGGAGGGACCCUCACAAGUUUGACCCCACUCGUUUCUUGAACGAGGACGGAACACUCAUGGCGCGCAAACCUGAAUGCCUCCUGCCAUUUUCCGUAGGUCAACGCAGCUGCCCAGGUGAGACCCUGGCCACUGUAGAAACCUUCCUGGGCGUCACAUCACUCCUCCAACGAUUCCGCGUUCUGCCCGCUGGCAAGAUGCCUUUCGACAUCAACAGUCCUCCAUAAUGUCUGCUGACGUACGACACCUCAAGCUGCAAUUCCUGGACCGGGGCCUGGGUCUCUAAACGCUGAAGGUAGCGAGGGUCGGUCACGAGAAAGAUAUCUGGGGGAUGAUGGUGCAACAGAGACGACUGGACACAGUGUUCCAGCCUGAGCAACGAAAGAAAAAGGACGUUGAGAAGGAUAAAACUCAAAACGGGUGGGUAUAGCGUCAAAUCGCGUUUUCUUACGUAUAGUUUCUGCCUUGCAUUUUGUUGCGUU
Rhipicephalus sanguineus (brown dog tick) is the source of this 1578-nucleotide messenger RNA. RefSeq names its product cytochrome P450 2C23. Gene Ontology annotation, molecular function: oxidoreductase activity, acting on paired donors, with incorporation or reduction of molecular oxygen; iron ion binding; monooxygenase activity. The transcript has 9 exons. NCBI's taxonomy places the organism in Eukaryota, Metazoa, Arthropoda, Arachnida, Ixodida, Ixodidae. The record is from RefSeq and is a predicted model, not a curated record. Bases 1 to 1323 code for a protein of 440 amino acids.